GUCGACGAUCUCGUAUCAUUCCGCUAUUCUCGUGCGCAUGUAAACAGCGCGUCGAUAUUUUGUGCUUGAAGUUUGAACAUCCCUUCGUGAAUCGGUCUACAGUCUAUGCCCUCUUGACAGUUACCUAGCGUUGUCGAAUCGAAUGUCGUAUUUACUUGAAUAAACAACGUUUUGCAAACAUUUAACAUUAUCAAACAAAAAAUUUGUAAAGUGCAAUAAUAAUGAUUAAAAUAAACUAGAAACUAUAAAUAAAAAAAUAAUUUUAAUCAGUUAAUUCGUCAAAACACGAAUCUGAAAAUUCCACUCAGGAACAGGUGUUUUUGAUAGAAAAGUGUGUUGCUGUUCCCAUCGUAAUUAUUUAUUUACUGUGUUGUGAAUUGUAUAAAAGUGUAUCGAUCCAGUGUAUAUAACAUUACCCUUAUAUAGUGGCGUUUUUAAUGACAUCAGUGAUAUAACUUAAUAAAGUUGUACUUUGAAAACUCGCUACCGGUUGUUACUAAACGCUAUGAAGUGUAGCUAUAGGACAGUGUUUUAUCAAAGGUGAUGAUGUUUUCCAAGGCUUUUCUAUGGUGUGCAGCGUUAUGAGGUGCAAAUUAAGGUGAAACUGAGCCGUGGCUAGCAUGCCACAUCAAUACGGCGCGGGCGCUGGUGGGCUGGGCGGGCGCCCACCAUCCCCGCCGCCGCAGCCAGGCGCCUUGUACCCGCGCUAUGCCGCAGCAGCGGGACCUGGCGCCGGCGCCUAUCGCCCCGAAGAACGCCGCCUUACUAGAGAAGCUAUGGAGAGAUAUCUCCGGGACCGAUCUGAUAUGGUUGUAGUUAUCCUGCAUGCUAAAGUAGCUCAAAAAUCCUAUGGUAAUGAGAAAAGGUUCUUUUGUCCGCCUCCCUGUAUCUAUCUCUUUGGUGAUGGAUGGAGACUGAGAAGGGAAAGAAUGCUCAGAGAAGGUGAAACUGAGCAAGCAUCACAGCUUUGUGCAUUCAUUGGCAUAGGGAACUCAGACCAGGAUAUGCAGCAGCUAGAUUUAAAUAAUGGAAAACAGUACUGUGCUGCUAAAACCUUGUACAUAUCAGAUUCAGAUAAGAGAAAACAUUUUAUGUUAUCUGUCAAAAUGUUCUAUGGCAAUGGUCAUGAUAUUGGUAUUUUUAAUAGUAAGAGAAUAAAAGUUAUUUCUAAGCCGUCUAAAAAGAAACAAUCAUUGAAGAAUGCUGAUUUAUGUAUAGCGAGUGGUACAAAAGUUGCCCUGUUUAAUAGAUUAAGGUCACAGACUGUUUCAACAAGAUACCUGCAUGUAGAGAAUGGUAAUUUUCAUGCAUCCUCUACACAGUGGGGUGCUUUUACAAUUCAUUUAUUAGAUGAUAAUGAGAGUGAAUCAGAAGAGUUUGCUGUCAGAGAUGGUUAUGUACAUUAUGGCUCAACGGUGAAACUGGUUUGUUCUGUGACAGGCAUGGCAUUGCCUAGAUUAAUAAUAAGAAAGGUAGACAAACAGAUGGCUUUGCUAGAGGCCGAUGACCCUGUCUCACAACUACAUAAAUGUGCAUUCUAUAUGAAGGACACCGAGAGGAUGUACCUUUGUUUAUCACAAGAAAGAAUCAUACAGUUUCAAGCGACUCCUUGCCCCAAAGAACCAAAUAAAGAAAUGAUUAAUGAUGGAGCCUGUUGGACCAUUAUAUCAACGGAUAAGGCGGAGUAUCAGUUUUAUGAAGGAAUGGGACCAGUAAGAUCUCCAGUAACACCAGUUCCGCUAGUCCACUCAUUGAAUCUAAAUGGUGGUGGAGACGUAGCCAUGUUAGAACUCGCCGGUGACAACUUCACGCCAUCUCUGCAGGUGUGGUUCGGAGACGUGGAAGCAGAGACAAUGUACCGAUGCGCUGAGUCCAUGCUCUGCGUAGUACCGGAUAUAUCGCAGUUCAGGGGACAGUGGCUUUGGGUGCGGCAGCCAACUCAGGUACCAGUAUCACUAGUAAGAAACGACGGGAUCAUAUAUGCCACUGGCCUUACAUUCACUUACACGCCAGAACCAGGCCCACGGCCGCUCUGUGCGCCGGUCGAUGACGUCAUGCGACCAGAACAGGCCUGGCACCAUGACACGCACAGACUACCAGACAACAUUCAAUAACACAGGAUUUCCUGAUGCUGUUCAUCCAAAGAACGUCUGCGGUGAGUGUAGUUUAGUGCCUUGGGCAUUCCAAACCGCAAGCUUAACCUGUCAAAUGUGACAUUGACAUUUUGAUUGUCAAUUGUUUGUGACGUAUUGGAAUAACCUAAGGCUACUGUCAAGUUUGAAGGCUGGAAGCUAGCUUAUCCACUUAAUAAAACCGAUUUCAAUACAGUGGGGCUAUGACAAAAUCACUUUUAACAGACUAAAGUGACCCACUAACGCCAAAUGAAUUUGUAUGAAAAACCUGACAAAUUGUGAGAAAAUGUCAUUGCCAUAUAUGAAAUGUUUAUUUUGACAGUUUGAAAAAAUGUAAAUAUACCGUUGCUUUACAUAUACUAAGGCAAAGGUGUAA
Messenger RNA from Pieris napi, 2508 nucleotides. It is a transcript of the gene Su(H), whose product is annotated as suppressor of hairless protein. Gene Ontology annotation, molecular function: RNA polymerase II cis-regulatory region sequence-specific DNA binding; DNA-binding transcription activator activity, RNA polymerase II-specific. Gene Ontology annotation, cellular component: nucleus. Bases 621 to 2114 code for a protein of 497 amino acids. The transcript has 4 exons. Lineage: Eukaryota; Metazoa; Arthropoda; Insecta; Lepidoptera; Pieridae. Gene Ontology annotation, biological process: regulation of transcription by RNA polymerase II. The record is from RefSeq and is a predicted model, not a curated record.